AUGGCAAGUGAAGAACCCAAGCAGGAACAAAACAAAGAAGAAGUGGAAGAAGAAGUUCAUUAUGCUGGCGAAGAAUAUGCAGUCAAUGACUAUGUUCCUCCUGCAGAAUAUACUGUGCCUAAAGGCUAUUACAAUGACAAUGGUGAAUUCAUAGAAUACUCUGAAUACGAAUUUGCAGAUCCAAACAACCAACUCUACCCUGAUCAAUAUUAUUAUGGUUAUGACUACAACUACCAUGAUCCUAACAAUGCGGCUUAUCAGUAUGACCAACAACAGCAGUAUUAUUAUGAUUACAGUAAAAACACAGCAUCCACUAAACAAGCAGAACCCACCAUAUCAGCCAGUGCAGCUGUCUAUACACCACCUACAGCUACUCAAGUUGCAAAGCCCUCGUUCUAUCCGCCUAUUGCGAACUCAAACAACCCUAUUGGACCUGUGACGAUAACACGGUCUGGUUAUACAGGCGGUAUUCACUCAGCCAGCUCUCCCAUGAUGGAUUCCAGUAGAAAUAAGAAAAAGAAGCCUGUGGUACGAGCAGCAGGUGGUGAAGUAUGGGAAGAUAAUACACUAGCUGAUUGGGAUGAUAGUGACUUUCGUCUGUUUGCUGGUGAUCUGGGCAAUGAAGUGACUGAAGAAUUGCUGUACAAGACAUUCUCUAAAUACCCAAGUUUGGUGAGAACACGUGUGGUACGUGAUUCGCGUACAAUGAAAUCAAAGGGAUAUGGAUUUAUCAGCUUUAGAGACCCUGAUGACUUUGUGAGAGCCUGGCGAGAAAUGAAUGGUAAAUAUGUGGGUAAUCGUCCUAUUAAACUACGUAAAAGUAACUGGAAAGAACGUAAUAUUGAUGUCAAACAAAAGAAAGAAAGAGAACGUUUUGGUCCUUACACAAAGCAUAAAUAA
Gilbertella persicaria is the source of this 900-nucleotide messenger RNA. RefSeq lists its product as uncharacterized. The record is from RefSeq and is a predicted model, not a curated record. Bases 1 to 900 code for a protein of 299 amino acids. Gene Ontology annotation, molecular function: mRNA binding. The transcript has 2 exons. Lineage: Eukaryota; Fungi; Mucoromycota; Mucoromycetes; Mucorales; Choanephoraceae.